Messenger RNA from Cadophora gregata, 1134 nucleotides. It is a transcript of the gene EGL2, whose product is annotated as Endoglucanase EG-II. Gene Ontology annotation, biological process: glucan catabolic process. NCBI's taxonomy places the organism in Eukaryota, Fungi, Ascomycota, Leotiomycetes, Helotiales, Ploettnerulaceae. Gene Ontology annotation, molecular function: hydrolase activity, hydrolyzing O-glycosyl compounds; cellulose binding. The transcript is spliced from 5 exons. Gene Ontology annotation, cellular component: extracellular region. The record is from RefSeq and is a predicted model, not a curated record. Bases 1 to 1134 code for a protein of 377 amino acids.
AUGAAGCUUUCAUCAAUUUCAAGCAUUGCACUUGCUACUGCUGUCUCUGCCCAACAGACUCCAUACGGACAAUGUGGUGGUAUCGGUUGGAGUGGAGCCACGACUUGUACUGCUGGAUGGACAUGCAAAUAUGGGAAUGAGUACUACUCUCAGUGUUUACCUGGAAAUAAUCCUCCUGCAAGCUCGUCCUCGACUUCAAAGACUUCAACGACACUGUCAACAGUAAUUUCAUCUUCCGUUAAAACAACAACAUCACCUACGAAGACAACAGCUAGUCCAUCGACAUCAGCAUCAGCAACAGGAAAAGUCAAGUACGCAGGAGUAAACAUCGCCGGCUUCGACUUUGGCUGCGCUACCAACGGCGCCCAAACCCUCUACUCCGUCCAGCCUCCCCUUUCCUCUCUCGGUGGUCCCGACGGAAUUGGCCAAAUAUCCCAUUUCAUCCGCGACGACCAUAUGAACAUCUUCCGACUCCCAGUUGGCUGGCAGUACCUCGUCAACAACAAUCUCGGCGGGCUACUCGACUCCACAAACUUCGGGAAAUAUGACCAGCUGGUGCAAGGCUGCUUAGCAAGUGGUGCGACAUGCAUUGUUGACAUUCAUAAUUACGCGAGGUGGAAUGGUGGGGUGAUUGGACAGGAUGGUCCGACAGAAGACCAGUUUGUGAAUUUGUGGACGCAAUUGGCGGGUAAGUAUAAGGGAAGUGAUAGAGUUGUUUUUGGAUUGAUGAAUGAGCCGCAUGAUAUUGACAUUGGGAGGUGGGCCGUGACGGUGCAGGCUGUGGUGACGGCGAUUAGGAAUGCGGGAGCGACUGGGCAGAUGCUUCUCCUUCCAGGAAACGAUUGGACUUCCGCAGGCGCCUUCAUCUCCAACGGCUCCGGCGCAGCGCUGAUAAAAGUCACGAAUCCAGAUGGCAGCACCACCGGGCUAAUCUUCGAUGUACAUAAAUACCUCGACAGCGAUAAUUCUGGCACGCAUUCGGAAUGCGUGACUGACAAUGUUUCUGGAGCUUUCCAGCCACUUGCGACUUGGCUGAGAACGAAUAAACGCCAGGCUAUGCUGACAGAGACCGGAGGCGGAAAUGUGGCGUCUUGUGUGCAAUAUAUGUGUAGUCAGGUUGCAUUCUUGAAGUGA